CUCGGCCGCAUCCGCUCUCUUCUGGCGUCUUUGCCGUCCUUGAACAGCCUGAUCGUGGACUCCAUUCAGCUUCAUGAGAUACCUGGCGAUGGCCCGGGAGAAGGGCAGGAUGAGCACCGUCCCUUGCGGCUGCAGCACGCUGCGCUGUCCGCUUCAUUCUGCUUGGGCAUUCAUCAAACGUUCCUUUCUCGGUUCCUCUCGCUCUUCGAACAGAUAGCUGAGCUACAAAUUCAAGGCGCAGUCAUGUACCGCACCCUUCACAACCCGCACCGCUUCAACAUGCCAGUUUCCUACGAUCUUCAUCUCGCAGCAGACAGUGUCCGCCCCGCGGUGCGGUCGCUGACUCUCGUCCGCUUCGACUUAGCCCAGAGGCUACUCCCCGUCCUUCCUGCAUUCGUUCGCAUUGACGCCCUGGAAGCUCUCCGCGUUAGCCACUUCACGGGCGGCCUCGUCGCGAUGGUGGACGCACUGCUCUGCCAGACGCCAAACAUGCGGGAGCUCACGCUCCUUUUCCACCGAUUUGCGUCUGCGAAUCUAUCAUACGCGGUUGCACAAAGCGAGAAGUACCACCUGCCCGGUCUCACGCGCUGCCCGCAUCUCGAGUCGCUCGCGCUCGGCGUCGAGAUCCACCUCGACUACGACCUCAUCGAAAUCAACCAGGUAUAUUGGCGGCGCUGCCUUGAACCUCUUUCCAGCGCGCCCUCGACGCUGUGCCGCGUCUCUGUCUCGAUUCAAACGUGGGCGGUGACCGGCACGAAUUACUUCGAGCCCCUCGCAGAACUCGACUGGGAACUACUGGACAGCGUUCUCUCGCACUUCACCCAUCUCACCACCAUCAAGGUGUACAUCAGCAGCCGCAACAUCGGGCGUUGGAUCCUCGCGGAGGACGAGAUGCGCAGCCGACUGGCUGAGAAGCUUUCGGCGCGAAACCGGAGUAUGCUGCACAUUGCUUUUGGCGAUGCCCCUUAAACACAUCCGCGAAAAAGGUUGCGACUGCCUGGACUACUCAGUACGCACAGGCAACACUCCCAUUUCUAUCUCGCACUCCCUCUCAUACCUUCAUUGCUAUAUUCUUCUGCUUUUGUCAGUGCUCAUGCUGCCGACCGCCGGCAUAUUUUGGAAAGUUUCUUCUAUUUUGAUUCUUUGUCUAUCUUAGUCCCGUCCGUUAGCUAAGGCACACAUAUCUUCGUAACCUUAU
Molecule: messenger RNA, 1198 nt
Organism: Phanerochaete carnosa HHB-10118-sp
Lineage: Eukaryota; Fungi; Basidiomycota; Agaricomycetes; Polyporales; Phanerochaetaceae
Exons: 3
Coding region: 244-969 (241 amino acids)
Source: RefSeq, a predicted model, not a curated record